GGUUUCUCUAUAAAUACUAACCAAAAUCACUCGGAUUUAACUUUCAUUCUUCUUCUGUUUGCAGUGUUUGCUCUCAGAUAUGGAAACUCAACCUUCUUCCGAUAAUGGUUAUGCCGGGAACAACACUAGUUCUGAAGAAAAUUUAAAAAGGCAGAAAGAAAUUGAUGAAUGGCUGCCAAUUACAUCAUCAAGGAAUGCGAAAUGGUGGUAUUCAGCUUUCCACAAUGUGACAGCAAUGGUUGGAGCUGGUGUCCUCAGUCUCCCCUAUGCAUUAUCAGAACUUGGGUGGGGACCUGGUGUGGCUAUCCUAGUCCUAUCAUGGAUCAUAACUCUCUAUACUCUAUGGCAAAUGGUCGAGAUGCACGAGAUGGUUCCCGGAAAACGUUUCGACCGAUACCAUGAACUCGGCCAAUACGCCUUUGGCGAAAAACUCGGUCUCUACAUUGUGGUGCCACAACAACUUAUUGUUGAAGUUGGUGUCUGUAUAGUUUACAUGGUUACAGGCGGUAAAUCAUUGGAGAAGUUCCAUGACACUGUCUGCAGUACCUGCAAACAGAUAAAACUAACCUAUUUCAUCAUGAUUUUCGCCUCCGUUCACUUUGUGCUGUCUCACCUCCCCAACUUCAACUCCAUUUCUGGUGUCUCCUUGGCUGCAGCAGUCAUGUCCUUGAGUUACUCUACAAUUGCUUGGGGAGCUUCAGUGGCUAAGGGUGUUCAACCAGAGGUACAAUAUGGGUACAAAGCCAAGACUGCAGCAGGGACAGUGUUCAAUUUCUUCAGUGGUUUGGGAGAUAUAGCUUUUGCCUAUGCAGGCCACAAUGUGGUCUUGGAGAUCCAAGCUACAAUCCCAUCUACACCCGAAAAGCCCUCAAAAGGACCGAUGUGGAAAGGCGUUAUCGUUGCAUAUAUCGUCGUGGCCUUGUGCUACUUCCCUGUUGCCUUAAUUGGCUACUGGAUGUUCGGCAAUUCUAUCGAAGACAACAUUCUCAUCUCAUUGGAGAAACCAGCAUGGCUUAUUGCAAUGGCUAACAUAUUUGUAGUUAUUCACGUGAUUGGAAGCUACCAGAUCUAUGCAAUGCCGGUGUUCGACAUGAUCGAGACCGUACUAGUAAAGAAACUAAAUUUCAGACCCUCGACGACACUUCGAUUCUUUGUUCGAAACUUUUAUGUUGCAUUUACGAUGUUUAUUGCCAUUACCUUUCCCUUCUUUGGUGGUCUUCUCGGAUUUUUCGGAGGAUUUGCCUUUGCACCAACAACAUACUUUCUGCCUUGCAUCAUAUGGCUUGCCAUCUACAAACCAAAGAAAUUCGGACUAUCAUGGUGGACUAACUGGAUCUGCAUCGUAUUUGGUGUAUGCUUGAUGGUGCUGUCACCAAUUGGAGGGUUGAGACAGAUCAUACUGCAAGCCAAAGAAUAUGAAUUUUACUCUUAAAUUGAAGUAGGGGAUGUAGGAACAACUGAAGAAGCUGAUGAUGGUCCGUGGCAUUGAACAAGGGAACUGUGGCCGUUGAGAGCAAACUACAUGAGAAUUUACCACCUUUGCUUUUGCAUUUAUUAUUUUUAUACUUGUUUUCAAUAUAAAGUGAAUUGACCGAGUGUAUGUAUAUAUUUCUAUUAUUCAAUAAAAUAGUUAAAAAAUAUGUAAACUAUAAA
Messenger RNA from Gossypium raimondii (Peruvian cotton), 1653 nucleotides. Its product is annotated as lysine histidine transporter 1. The transcript is spliced from 8 exons. The record is from RefSeq and is a predicted model, not a curated record. Bases 80 to 1432 code for a protein of 450 amino acids. NCBI's taxonomy places the organism in Eukaryota, Viridiplantae, Streptophyta, Magnoliopsida, Malvales, Malvaceae. Gene Ontology annotation, cellular component: plasma membrane.